Molecule: messenger RNA, 1655 nt
Organism: Thunnus maccoyii (southern bluefin tuna)
Lineage: Eukaryota; Metazoa; Chordata; Actinopteri; Scombriformes; Scombridae
Product: transmembrane protein 182-like
Exons: 5
Coding region: 330-1085 (251 amino acids)
Cellular component (GO): membrane
Source: RefSeq, a predicted model, not a curated record
AUAAAUGCUUAUACUCCACAUUAUAAACAGACACACAAACCAAUCCUCCUUGCUUUUAUAAAUGCGCAGCACACCCACGGUAAUUUGACAAGGACAGGCUUACUGCUUCCUAAAAUAACUCCUGUCCCCCCGCCUAACCUCCUCAGUUACUGUAGCUUCUUUUCCCCACAGCUCCCAGCAUGCCAGGGAGUGGCUGGGAGUGUCAGACUGUUUUCUUUUGGACUGGGGUCGUGCAGUGGGCUAUAGAGUGGACACCAGCAAGGACUCACUGAUCUGAAGUUUGAAGGCUAAAGAGAAUAGAACAGUGAAGGAGGUUUCAGGCUGGAGUUAUGAAGGUGGGAGCUGCAGCUUUGGCUGGGGGUAUAUUUGGGGCAUUAGGGACCCUGUGUUUCUUCCUGGCCUUUGGGACAGACUACUGGCUGGUGGCCAGUGACAACUGCGGACCAUAUACAUGGUCGACACAAACAACACCAACAGGGGAGAAAGAUGCCAAUGGGACUGAGAUCCAGUUUGUGAAGGCAGUCACUGUUGCUCCUUCAUCUCUCAGUCUCCACCAUGAGGGCUUUUUCUGGCGUUGCGUGUUCCAGGUGGACCCCACAGCACACGCAGUCCUGGCUACUCUCUUCACAAACCAGCCAGAAUCCAAGGUGUGUAUCCAUGGUUACCUCUUUCCUCUGCCAGUGGCACUUGGACAAGUGCCUCAUCCAAGUUAUGAUGCUACAGCAGUGUUUCGGGGUUUCUGGACUGUGCUGAUAAUCCUCGGGCUGGUCUUGGCUCUGACUGGAGGUUUCCUCUUGGUCUGUGGUGUCCCGUUCAUCAGCCACAAACUGUACAAGCUGGGAGGGGCCUUCCUCAUCGCUGCUGCCUGCUUGUUCCUGGCCGUGCUGCUGCUCUAUGUGCUGUGGAUGGAGCUGGUGGAUGUGAGGCGCUACAUCCUCCAGGAGAGAGGGGAGGCAUGUCCAAGUGCACACGUUUCAGUGCUCUACGGUCUGUCAUUCAUGGUGGCGGCAGCUGGCGUGCCUCUGGAGCUUGUUUCUGGGUUGGUCUUCAUGCUGGUGGGCCGAGCGCUGCAAGCAAGCAAGUGAGCUGGCCAUCUGGCCUGUAGGAGAAGAGAGGACUGACCUUUUUAUGUCCCGCAAUGGGACUCAGCAGGACACUUCUGGGAUGUACAUAAAUACUGGUUGGAAAGAUACGACCAACAUUAUAGCACCACCUUUUGGAUAUUAAGUAGCAUGCAGUCACAGACACUAGUUUGGUGUAUCAGUUCCACUUAUUUGUUUUGAAUGAUUUCUAUUUAAAAAUCACUAUUGCUAGGGAAUAAUAAUACCACAAUAUAUCAAUUUAUGGGAUUAACAUGGUGUAAUAUGGAUAUGCUAUUAGCAGUAAGGAGCAAUAUUUGAUGUGCCAAGUUUUUUUUUACACAAGACUGUGUUAAUACACUCAGUUGCAUUCUACUGUCAUUCUACCAAUUGCCAUUUUUAUUAAUGCUGCAAACGAUGGGUCCACAGCACAGAAAGUGAGAAAUGCAUGGGUGAACCAGCUGUGUCCCCUGUCCUGACUUUGGCACACGAUCAAAGAAGGUUAGCUGGAGCGGAGUGAGAUGGGAGGGAGGAGUGGCUGUGUGGCUGGAUGGACUGGGGACAGAAGUGGUAGGU